Cavenderia fasciculata is the source of this 1581-nucleotide messenger RNA. It is a transcript of the gene slob2, whose product is annotated as Slob family protein kinase. The transcript has 7 exons. NCBI's taxonomy places the organism in Eukaryota, Evosea, Eumycetozoa, Acytosteliales, Cavenderiaceae. The record is from RefSeq and is a predicted model, not a curated record. Bases 1 to 1581 code for a protein of 526 amino acids.
AUGAAUACAGCAGAGAUUAUAGCUAUAGCCUGUGGAGGUGGUAUAUUGAUCAUUGUGAUCAUUGUAUUCAUUGCAUAUUAUUUCAUCAGUAAAGAUCGUAAAAAGUAUACACCAUUAGAAAAAGGAAAUGUUUUUGUUUAUGAAAGAGAUAAUUCUCAACAGAUCAAAGAGGAUACAAUCAUAAUGAAUGCAAGAUUUUAUCUUAGAUCUACUAUUUAUAGUCUUGAUAGACAAUUGCCAUCGAUUGGUUCUAGAACAGACAAAAACUACUUUUCAGUUGUUGGCACCAAUCCUACAAAUAGAUUAGACAAUGAAAGAAUAAUGUCUAUGGUUCCAGUAUCAAAUCAAUGGCCAAUUCCAUUAUCUACAGAGGUUGGUAGAAAUACCUAUCGUACACUUGUCAAAUCUUUAGAAAUUCAUCCAUUUAUUAGUGUACCAUUAUUGGUAGAUUAUUUACCAGAUAAAAGAUGUGCAGUUUCAAUUAGACCUUUUUAUGCAAAGGGUUCAUUGAGAGAUUUUAUUCAUCAAGCAAAACCAAAGAUGAAUUACAAAGACAAACAUCGUGAAACAUUCCAACUCAACGAAAAGCUCAUCUCAAAGUUUGGUAGACAAAUACUAGAAGCUUUAAUGUUUAUGAAACAUCAUAAUUUCCCCUAUUUCCAUUUAAAUGCUUCAAAUAUUCUUUUAGAUGAACAAAAUAUUUUAAUAAGUGAUUAUGAAAAUGCAUUUUUAGGAUUAAAACCAAGAUUAUCAAAUAUUCUUUCAUCUUAUUCAUCAGAUUUGGAUCCAGAGGUAUUAUGUUUUGGAACUAUUUUAUAUGAAAUGGGAUGUGGUUAUGAACUAGAAUCAAAACAAUCAAUUGAAGUUGGUAUUCCAUCUCAUUGUCAUCAAGAAGUUAAAAAAGUAAAACAAAAGAGAAAAAGAAAUAUUUUAGAAUCAAUUUUUAAACCAUGGUAUGGAAAUCCACCAUCAUUGGAAGAAUUAUCAAAAUUGGAUUUCUUUUCUUAUCAUAAAUUUAAAAAUCUACCUAUUCAACGUAUUACCCACUCUUCGAGAGAAAAGGAAAUGAUAGAGGCAGCCAACAAAUUGAACAAAUCUUUUAUCUCUUCUCAAAAAGCAGAGAGUGUACCAUCAAUGAAGGAAUUUAAGAAACAAAAAAAGAGAAAACAAUUGACAUUUGUACCAGUUGAGAUUAAUCUUUCUCAAACAAAUCUCAAUGUCUCUUCUUCAAAUCCCCAACCAUUUUCAACUUCCUCUUCCUAUACUGGUAGUCAUUUCUCAAAUUCCAUGCCAUCUCUAUCUUCUUCAUUUUCAACAACCUCUACUACCCCAACUACUACUACUACUACUGCUUCUACUAUUUCAACCACCACUCUUUUCAAUACUCCUUCAAAGCCAACUAGUUCCUCUGCUGGAGGUCCACCAGCCCCACCACCACCAUCUGGAGGCCCACCACCACCUCCUCCUCCUCCACCACCACCACCAGCUGGAGGUCCACCACCACCACCACCUCCACCAUCAUCAACCCCAUCAGGAUCGGGAGGAGGUAGAAAGAAUUUAUUAUCAUCAAUUGAAAACUAA